UGAUAAUGUUCUUCCUGUACGAAGAAGAUAUUCUGGCGCCAGUAACGUCAUCGUGCAUCUAUCACGCCAGAAUGUUCGUCAACGACACGUUUGGAUUCAACUUCAGCUAAAAUCUAGCGUACGGAAGUGCUAUCAUUGCGCCAUGUCAAGUGUUCAGCUGCUAAUCCCCCGUUCAGGUGAUAUGUGGUUUCCGGUGUACAGGAGAUGCAUGCAGAGAGUGGACCGGUUCCAAAAGUAUUGCAACGACACUAUCAGCCCGACGGCCUUUGUGAUCAUUUUUUCUUUAACCAUUGUCGCCUCGAACCUGUUCAGGGAGUGCAACGCCCCGCAUCAGCUAUGGGUGGGCAAUUUUAAUCAAAUACAACCGCCCUUUCAUCUCAGUGAUUCGCCCUUACGGAGAUCCAAAAUACGGGUUUGCCAUCUUCAAGGUUACGCUCAUCAUUGACAGGUCAGCUUUGGUCUCUGUAUCAACUUGCGUGCUGGCGCGAACGACGAUCGCAUCGGGUUUAGACACUGGUAGCAUCUUGGAGUAUUUACGGCGUAUAUUACGCCUGGUGCUGUUGAAGUGAGCCCAA
Molecule: messenger RNA, 575 nt
Organism: Tilletiaria anomala UBC 951
Lineage: Eukaryota; Fungi; Basidiomycota; Exobasidiomycetes; Georgefischeriales; Tilletiariaceae
Exons: 1
Coding region: 143-445 (100 amino acids)
Source: RefSeq, a predicted model, not a curated record